AUGACCCAAAACCGGCCCACUAGGCCAAUAGAUAAUUUGGAUCUUUCCCGAUUUCAGCGCGGCGGUUCAGACGUUGACGUCACUGUGCAAGACACCAGCACAAAGCUCAGCGGAAUUCUUGGGGAAAUCCCAAUUUCACGUAUGAGUGCAGGAGGAGCAUUUGGUGGAAAUAGAGGAGUAAGACCGGUACCACCCGAGAAAGGAGUGUUCCCCUUGGACCACAUGCAUUUAUGUGACGUGGAGAAGAAAGAAUACAUCGGCUGUCUCAAAUCUUCUGGACAUAAAUCUGAAAAAUGUAGACACUUGUCCAAAAAAUACCUCAAAUGUCGUAUGGAAAAGAACUUGAUGGCAAAGCAAGACAUGUCAGAACUUGGAUUUGUGAAGGAAUAUGACAUGGAAGCUUCUUUCGGCAAAAAUAAAGAUGGGGGGACAGAUGAAUGAAAACAUCGUCACUGGAAUUAGAACAGUUUGUCCAUGGAACUGUAUAAUUUUGAAAUUAGCUUUUGAAAUGCCUUAAAUUUUUGUGCGAGAACACAAAAGAUUCUACGAGUACACGCAAUACAAAUUUGUUUUGACAUAUAUGUAUUCAACUUCGAUCAAAAGUACACAAGCCAUGAAAUUUUCUGUUAUCUUGUUAUAUUUGCUUAAUUUCAUACUGAUCAAG
Ilex paraguariensis (yerba mate) is the source of this 664-nucleotide messenger RNA. Lineage: Eukaryota; Viridiplantae; Streptophyta; Magnoliopsida; Aquifoliales; Aquifoliaceae. The record is from the annotation of a GenBank genome assembly.